Histoplasma mississippiense is the source of this 372-nucleotide messenger RNA. RefSeq lists its product with no specific name. Bases 1 to 372 code for a protein of 123 amino acids. The record is from RefSeq and is a predicted model, not a curated record. The transcript has 3 exons. NCBI's taxonomy places the organism in Eukaryota, Fungi, Ascomycota, Eurotiomycetes, Onygenales, Ajellomycetaceae.
AUGAACCGAGCAUUGCUAGGCCUUCUCACCCUGGACUGGAUGAGAUAUGUCAUGGUGACAUCAGCUCGAGGUGGAUUGUACAGUAAAAUCCUUUAUUACUCCCACCGAUCGAAACGGGAUUGGAAACAACCGAAUCAUAUCAACACAAAGAAAUCACUAGACAAAUGUCAACAGGCGCCAGGCAAAUGCAUCCCAAAGGAAAAGACAGCGAACACAGGAGAGGGGGAAGAAAACGAAGCACAGCGAAAGAAAGUGGGUACUAAAGAAGGAAAGCAGAAAGAAGUGCCAUCGAACAGAAACACGUCGCGAAAAAAUCGUAAAAUACAUGAGCAACAUAAUCCACGAAACUUAGCAGAAAACCAAGUAACUUAA